Molecule: messenger RNA, 7503 nt
Organism: Ostrea edulis (European flat oyster)
Lineage: Eukaryota; Metazoa; Mollusca; Bivalvia; Ostreida; Ostreidae
Product: CD209 antigen-like
Exons: 4
Coding region: 6228-7340 (370 amino acids)
Biological process (GO): biological process involved in interspecies interaction between organisms
Cellular component (GO): external side of plasma membrane
Molecular function (GO): carbohydrate binding
Source: RefSeq, a predicted model, not a curated record
UGGAAUAAAAUGCUUUCAUGUCCAUAUAAAAUAGAAUAGAAGAAUGUGUUAAUGGUCUAUUUACAAUAAAAUGUUUCUUUUCAAAAAUAUAUAAUAUGCUGAACAUAACUAUCAAGGGAUGUAUUUGCAAACGAGAAUUGUGACUUAAUGCAUUCGACUAUCAUUUAUUUGGAUGCUGUUGACCAUUUACUAUAGUCCGAAACAGUUUGUUGAUUUUGUGUAAUUUUGGAUACGCUUGGAGUUUUCCCGAUGCCACUUUGGUUAACAAAAAGAUAAUGUCUUAAUUCAAACGAAAUAGAUCUCUUUUUAUGCAUAGAAUCACGAUCAAAGGCAGAUGAACCCUCGGUAUUAUGUUUUGAUGUUUAAUGAUGCAUUAAUGCAAAACGCACACUGUUACAAAAGUUGUUAGUCCUUUUCUUUUCAUUGAUACUUCGAUUAAACGAACAAGUAGUUGAUUUAAUUUUUUUUUUCUAUUUGAUAUAUUUUCUGUAUAAAUGAAAAAUAUAAAAUUAAACUUUUGCAUGGCGUGUUUCUUUCAAAACAUCGAACACGUCAUGAAACACAAUGUGAUGCCACAAUCAGUUUUCUAUGAUGCAGAAAUCGAACGAAUUUUUCAGGCAAUUCAAAUCAAUAUAAAUGCAUAACUCAACAGAUAUUAAGUAUGUCGACAUCCCAUCAAUAAGUCCGAUAUGUUUUGAAACAGGACAUGACAUUGUGACGUCUACUGAUUUCAUGAACAGCAAGUCACAUUUCUUUGGCAAGGUUUAUCUUGCGAUAAGAUCUCUUCAUUUAAAAACAAAAUUGCAUCAUUCAUACUUGCUACCGUAAUAGAUUAAGUGUCGCUUGUUAUCAUCGUAAAUACAGAAGUUAUUUAUGCCCUAUAAACCCCUGUCUGAACUAUGUGUGGUUUUUAUUGCAGCCGAGAACAGAAUACACAUCAUGAGCUUUCGUCAGUUCCGAUACAGCUGCAAACAAAACAAAUGAUAAGAAGAAUUAUGUCAUAGCACACAUUCUGCUUAUUAUCAUCAUCAUGGGCAUAAUGUCAUAAAUUCUUAUUUUAUAGAACAUUUAACAGAAAAAUUGUGACAUUGGUAUCACAACUUUGCAUGUAAUACCACUUAAAACAUUAUAUAUGCAAUAUAUAUCAAGGUGCAUCUAUUUAACAUUCAUAAUUACUUUACAAAUAUAAAACCCAAAACUAAGAAUCCUGUCGAAGUUAGCUAUAAAGAUGUCAUGCAUAAUAUGUUCAUCAUUUGGAACAUGGCUUCCUUUACUAUUAUCACUUACACACGCAAGUACUCUGAAGAUGUAAUCAAAAUAUGCUGGAGUUCCAUUUAACAAUAUAUUGGUAGUUUUUUGUGAUCAGGUCUCCCAACAGUCUGCUAGAAUCCCAUGAGUGCUAAUUUGUUAGCUGACCUGUUUGCAUAAUCUCAUGAAUCAUAAUUUAUUCAAAAAUAUUACGUGAGAAGAAACAUCUCUUACUGUGACCUUCAAAGCGACAUUAAGAUAUAUCGACAACGUUUUGUCUAUUGACAAUAAUCAUUUUCAUUCAUGUGUCGAUUCGAAAUUAAAGACACCACAGGGUCAUUCACAUUUGCUUCAUAUUUAGAUAUUUUAUUGCAAACUAACAGGUCAACUUUAUAAUAAACGGGAUGCUUUCAGCUUCUCCAACGUUUACUUCCCAUUAUCACCUGCAUAUGGUGUUUAUGUCUCUCAGAUGAUUCAAUACGUAAGAAUUUGAUAUGUGUAUGAUCAGUUUUUAAAUCGAUGCAGGCUACUGACGAACAAGUUGAUGGUGCAGAAUGUUCAACUGUCUCGUUGAGGGUCAGCAUUUCGCAAAAUUUAUGGUCGUUGUUACGAUCUAGACUGCCAAUACAACCUAUCAUUGGGUCAAAUUCUGUCUGACGUGUUUCAUACCGAUUGUUGGGCCGUUCUUGGUACACUGAUUUUGACUACGCAUAACUCCGUUUACCUGAUCAAGAUAUGGGGCGAAACAGUAGAGUGAAUGAAACGUUCACUGUGUAGUGUAUAUUGGUUCUUAUAAAGCGUAAAAUAAUUAGCGCCUCAAAAGUUUUGAAAGCAAAAAAAAAAAAUAGAAAUUUUCCUGCGUGGUCGCUUAUCCGAAAGUUAUGGUAGAAGUAUUUUUAAAAAACAUGAAUCUACUUUUGCGCGCUGGUAAGCGGGUUAUUUCAAUUUCAAUGAUGCAAGCCCGAUACAUAUAAGUUUUGCAUUUCAAAAUGAGAUAAAUUGUAAUUUCGUUGCAUCAUCCGAAGCAUACAUCAGUGAAACCACACAUACAACAUACAGUCCAGUGUUCUUUUUAAGGGGAUGCAUAAAAUUGGGUGAAGACCUUGUGUUUAAUCAGGACCUAUAUACAAGCGAAGGAGCAGACGCAUGAAAGAUGACGACAAUAAACAGUGAUCAAUCUCAAACUCCUAUAAGGAAUACAAAAUAGAGUUGGGCAAACAUGGACCCAUGGAUAUACCAGUUUUGAAAUCAAGUGCCUGGGAGAAGUAUACAUCCCCUCUCGACCGGUCACAUAUUUUGAUCACAUCAACGGAAUCAAAAUUAGUGUGCCAAGAACGGCCUAAUAAUCGUCACGAUACGCGUCAGACAGCAUUUGACCCGAUGAUAGGUUGUAUUGGCAAACUAGAUCUAUAUAGCGAUAUUGAUUUCAAUCCAAAACUCAGCUAUUAGCAAGCAGUCAAAACGUCGUAUAUCAAACAGAUGGGUCCUCCAAAGCAUGCUGUUUCUAUUCAUAGAUAACAUUAAUGAGUAAUUAAAACAGUUCCAAACGGUCUAUCCAAUCUUAGGUAAAUAAACUGGAGGUGUGAAAGAAAGAGAACAAUUGCUUUAAAGUAGCUUUUAUUGUUUGUAUCUUUCAGUUGAUCUGCUUAUGUAUUUGUCUAACAGCUUAUUGAUAUACAUAUAUAUAUAUUAACAGAAACAAAUUAAGGACAGUUUGUUUGCCCUAACAAGCCUUUCAGUACUAUUGACAUCAAACCACGAGACGCUAGUGGUAAAUCAAAUCAAAAGAGCAAUGGAUCUAUUUGUAUCAUGCAAUGUCAAUAUUUCGACUGUUAGCAAUACUUUUGAGGUCGCCAACGAGUUCGGUAUAAUCCAAAGUAAGGACAAUAUUGACUGUAACGUCAUGCAAAAUUGAUAUAUGGUUAUGCCAGUAAAUGAUAUACUUUGAAGCUAAUUCCAAUACUAUUCAACGUAAUCAAUGCUUAACGCUACAUUCAUUUUUGGAUGAAGAAUCAGUCAAUAAUUAGAUUUGACGGGAUGCCAGGAAUUGAACCAGGGUCCAUCUGGCUAUAAAUCGAAUACCUUAACCAAUAGGGCAGCGUUUUACAAAAGCACUUACGACUUAAUAUCGACUUUGCAUACUGAAAUUUCCCCUGUUUAUAUGCAUGGGUGUGAUAAAUUUGUGAUCAAUUUGUAAUGUCUUGAAUUGUGUGAAAAUUCUUUCUUUAAGAAUAAAAACCCACUUUAUUUGGUACUGAAGUACGACAUUAAUAGAAAUUACCAAAUACAAAAUGGCUUGCUAUAGAUUACAUUCUACCAUUCUAUCAUUCAAUGGUUCAUAAUGAAGUACUGAUCUGCUAUAAAAUUAACGUAAAUUCGUUAUAUCCAACAAAUUCAUGCUAUUUCUACAACUACGGGGAAUCUUCUUACUUUAAGCUUGAAUGCAUUACAAUAAUAUUUAAAUUAACAAUAAUUUUACUACUUAUCUAGGAACGUAUUAUUCAGGACAUAUUUUCUGCUAACGUUAUAAGCAUUCCCAAUAUUAGAAUCCAGUUCAUUAUUUUCCAGUGUAGGUUAAUGAUGUGAUCACUAUAUGAUUUUUCAAACAAUUGAAUAUAAAACUUAUACAGUACCAAUUUUGAUGCACCAGAUGCGCUUUUUGACAAAUAAUGUCUCAUCAGUGAUGCUCAACCGAAAUGUUUGAAAUCCGAAAUAACUAUGAAGCUUUAGAGCUAAAUAUAGCCAAAAACAGCGUGCCAAAAAAGUGGAGCCAAAUUCGUCCAAUGAUAAAAGCUAUGCAUGAGAGAGAUAAUCCUUAAUUUUUAAAUGAAUUUCUAAAUUUUGUAACAGCAAUUAAAUAUACAUCCGUAUUUUCAAGCUAGUAACGAAGUACUUAGCUACUGGGCUGUAGAGACCCUCGGGGACUAAGAGUCCACCAGCAGAGGCCUCGACCCAGGGGUCAUAAUAUAAAACUUAUACGGUACCAAUUUUGAUGCACCAGAUGCGCAUCGAGUUUUUAGCUCAUCUGAGCCGAAUGCUCAAGUGAGCUUUUCUGAUCAAAAUUUGUCCGUUAUCUGUCGUCAGCGUCGUCAGUGUCGUUGUCGUCCGCUUAAACCUUUCAUAUUUUCAUCUUCUCCAGAAGCACUGGGCCAAUUUCAACAAAAUUUAACACAAAGUAUCCAUGGGUGAAGGGUAUUCACCUUUGUUCAAAUGAAGGGCUAUGCCCACUUCAAAGCGGAAAUAAUUACAAAAAUGCACAAAUAGAGUGGAGUCAUUUCAAAAUCUCGAGAAUCACUUGGCCAGAAAAACUGAAAUUUUCAUGAAAGCUUCCUGAAAUACGGGAAAUUCACGUUUGUCAAAAUCAUGACCGCGGGAGAUAUUGAGGCCACAGUAAGGGAUCAAAUUUAUACAUGCAAAUAAAAAACAUAAUCUUUGGAAUAUCUUCUUCUCAAGAACCACUGGGCUAGAAAAGUGGUGAUUUACAUGAAAGCUUCCUGACAUAGAGCAGAUUCAGAUUUGUUCAAAUCAUAGCCUCCGUGGUUAGGGUGGGGCAGCAAUAGUGGAUCAUAGUUUUACAUGCUGAUAUAUAGGAAAAUCUUCUUCAGAACCACUGAGCCAAUUUCAAUCAAGCUCAAAACAAAUUAUCCUUGGAUAAAGGGGAUUCACGUUUGUUGAAACGAAGGACCAUGUCCCUUCAAAGGGGAGAUAAUCACAAAUAUACAAAAAUGGGGUCGGAUCAUUUAAAAAUCUUCCUCUAAAGAACCACUGGGCCAGAACAGCUGACAUUUACAAGAACGCUUUUUGACCAAGUGGAGAUUCCGGUUUGUAAAAACCAUUAUCGCUGGGGUUAGGAAGGGGCCACAAUAAGGGAUCAAUGUUUUAUAUGUAAAUGUAUAGGGAAGUAAACUUGGCACAAAGCAUCCUUAGAUGAAAUUUGUUAAUAUGAAAGGUCUUAUCCGUCUACAUGGGCAUAUGAUAAUUGGUGAAUUUGUAGUCAAGUUUGAUAAAUAAGUUUGAAUAUUGGUUAAUGUUAAGUUAUGUUUGAUAAGUUUUUUUCUGAACCAAGUUGCUUGUAUAAUGUUGAUUUUGCUCAAGCUUGUUUUUUUUUUCUUUCUUUUUUUUCCCUAGAAACUGUUGCUCAUGUGAGCGAUGUGUCUCAAGGCCUUCUUGUUUAUGUCCAAAUACUUUUGAUUUGAAGAUAUCACUGUUGAGUAUAUUGAAGAUUUAAAGUAAAAUGCUUACCAUCAGCUAGUGUUAGUAUUGAAAACAAAAAUGGACAUCACUAUGCAUACGAAUACCGCAAAGUAGCAAAGUCAGCAUUUAAUCAGAGUAAACAAAAACACAAAAACAUAAGUAAUGCGAUCAACCAAUUAGGCAACGCUAAUACUCAGCAUUAAUACUGUAUCAUCAAUUUAGUUCGGUAAUGCACAGCCAAAACUACUGAAAACUAUCAAAAGAUGAGUUUAUUUUGUGAAAUGAGUGUAGUCUGAUAAUGUAUGGUUUCGUCUCAAUUUAUCUGUGACACGUGAGUGAAGAGUAUGGGACUCGUCAUUUAUAGUUUUAUUUCUGUUAUGUCUUUUAAAAAACCAUUUAUCAGUCUUCGAAUUAGCAAGCGGUAUCAAGACCCUGAAUCAGUAGUACAUUAUCGAAAAAUCUCGAGAUUGAAACGACGCCUUCUCUAAAUAAAUUCUCACGCAAUUCAUACACAGUUGUGCAUUGUGUAGAAAGGUCUUUCUUAUUCUUUACAAGACUAGAAUCCUACCUUCCUUAUCAAAUAGAAUAAAUUAAACUCAAGAAUAUCAGCAGAUUUGGUUGUAUGGAAUGUCAAAACAAGAUUUUAUAGAUGUCAUCACUCAAAUAAGAAAUCCAGAGGAAAGUUCAUAUUCUCAACUCUCACGUUGCCUUUAAAAUGCCAACGAUCUUCUUAAAGUCCUUCAAAUAGGCAUAUCCUUGCACAGGCGUUAGAUGCUUUCUUCAAAAUGAGAAACAUCAAAAUCAUAGUUUUGAUACUGUCUGUUUACAGAAUAGCAGGACACACUUCGUUAAAUCAUACAAAGGAAUCAUUUCCUCGCAACACACCUGGUAAACUAUCCAAUGAUCUAAGAAAUGUUCUCUAUCAAGAAAGUAUUGUGCGCUUCUCAAUGGUACAAAACAUUCAGAGAUUGACAAUGGAUGUCAUAAACAUCAGAAGUGACAGACAAACCUUGAAGAAGAAUCUUGACGAUAUGAUGGAGGAAGUAAAGACUUUGGAGACAAAUGGCCAGAGACUACAGCAGGAAAACAAUGUCCUUAAACAAAAUCUAACGGACUUGUAUGCAACAUGUAGUGACAACAAACGAUUCACAGCCAAGGAGAGUCAGGGAUUUGAUGUGUCCCAAAUACUAACUAUGCAAAGACAGAUAUCAGUCCUCAAGAACAAUAACGACAGACAAGCCAUGGAGAAUGAAAAUUUGAGAGGGAGAUAUCUUACUCUGUUACAGGAAAAUGGCGAUUUCAAACACCAACUGAACGAAAUGAAUGCAACAUUGAGUCAAAUCAGACAGCUUGAUGAUUUUAACCCACGGUUACAGGCGAUAGAAAAUAAUAUACGAAAGCUUACGUUUUCCACUGAUGUUGCGCUGAAUGACAUCCGUGAGGAUCUGAACGGGUCUAAACUCCAACUGCAGAACAUCCCAUCGGAAGUAUGGGCAGCUUGCGAGAAAGGAUGGUACCAGUUUGAAGAUAAUUGUUACCAGUUCUCAAACAGUUCUCUAACAUUCAAUGCCGCAGUGACAAUGUGUAAUAGUGCUUCCAAAGGUGCAAUCCUUCUUGAGAUUCGAAGUCCUGAAGAAGAAAACUGGAUUAGAUUGCAGAUGCAAAGACAAGGUUGGAAAACAACAUGGAUAGGUAUAACAGAUUCCCUCGAUGAAGGCACGUUUGUGUUCGCCUCAAGCGGCAACAAGAUACAGAAUGUACACGCCGACUGGGGCAGAGGAGAACCCGGAGGCGGUACGGGAGAGAACUGUGGGCUGCUCCUGCUGAAAACGAAAGGAUGGCACGAUUAUCCCUGCAGUUCCAAAUAUCGAUCCAUCUGCAAGAAAGCAAGAGUUUAGACAUGUUUUGUACUGAUUUCAUUUGAGAAUGUCAAGCAUGAGAUCGGGGGGAAAAUUUUCAUUUCCUGUCUCCGAUGCAACUUCAACCACAGUACAUAACGAAAUGAUACAGUGAUAUUGACAUAUAUUUGUAUAUCAGUGGUAAUAAAGAAUUUAAUUUGAA